Molecule: messenger RNA, 398 nt
Organism: Ananas comosus (pineapple)
Lineage: Eukaryota; Viridiplantae; Streptophyta; Magnoliopsida; Poales; Bromeliaceae
Exons: 1
Source: RefSeq, a predicted model, not a curated record
AGUUGAAAAAUCGAUGGCAUUCUCGUAACCGCGUUUAUUAUUAUUGAUUGCAUCUCAUCGUAUAUCCGAUCGAUCCCAUCCACACCUUGUUCGGCCCCAGCGAGUCUCCGACGACGACGACGACGACGACGACAAUGGCGAAGCCGUUUCUCCUCCUCGCCCUCUCCAUCGUCGUCUUCGCGUUGCUGUUCUCGGAGGCGUACAGCGAACAGGAAACGCGCUCCACCUACAUCGUCCACGUGUCCCCCGCCCACGCUCCGCCCCAGUCGUCGUCGUCUCCGGCGCUCCUCCGCCGCGCGUACUCGUGCGCGCUCGGGUCCAUGCUCCCCGAGCGGCUCCGGCGCCCCCGCCCCCGCCUCCUCUACGGGUACUCCCUCGCCGCCUCGGGCUUCGCGGCG